Procambarus clarkii (red swamp crayfish) is the source of this 837-nucleotide messenger RNA. The record is from RefSeq and is a predicted model, not a curated record. Lineage: Eukaryota; Metazoa; Arthropoda; Malacostraca; Decapoda; Cambaridae.
AUGGGUGAGUCCUCUGAGAAAGUAGUUGGUGACCGUGGGAAAGUUGGUGAUUACCGUGAGAAAGUGGCUGGUGACCGUGGGAAAGUUGGUGAUUACCGUGAGAAAGUGGCUGGUGACCGUGGGAAAGUUGGUGAUUACCGUGAGAAAGUGGCUGGUGACCGUGGGAAAGUUGGUAAUUACCGUGAGAAAGUGGCUGGUGACCGUGGGAAAGUUGGUGAUUACCGUGAGAAAGUGGCUGGUCACCGUGGGAAAGUUGGUCAUUACCGUGAGAAAGUGGCUGGUGACCGUUUGAAAGUUGGUGAUUACCGUGAGAAAGUGGCUGGUGACCGUGGGAAAGUUGGUAAUUACCGUGAGAAAGUGGCUGGUCACCGUGGGAAAGUUGGUCAUUACCGUGAGAAAGUUGGUGAUUACCGUGAGAAAGUGGCUGGUCACCGUGGGAAAGUUGGUCAUUACCGUGAGAAAGUGGCUGGUGACCGUGGGAAAGUUGGUGAUUACCGUGAGAAAGUGGCUGGUCACCGUGGGAAAGUUGGUGAUUACCGUGAGAAAGUGGCUGGUGACCGUGGGAAAGUUGGUCAUUACCGUGAGAAAGUGGCUGGUGACCGUGGGAAAGUUGGUGAUUACCGUGAGAAAGUGGCUGGUCACCGUGGGAAAGUUGGUCAUUACCGUGAGAAAGUGGCUGGUCACCGUGGGAAAGUUGGUCAUUACCGUGAGAAAGUGGCUGGUCACCGUGGGAAAGUUGGUCAUUACCGUGAGAAAGUGGCUGGUCACCGUGGGAAAGUUGGUCAUUACCGUGAGAAAGUGGCUGGUCACCGUGGGAAAGUUGGUAAUUUAAGUUAG